UUCCGAUAGACGUCGAUAGACCGACAUCUUGUAUUGUGUAACUUUGAAGUUAAAGAAAGUGAAUUUUUACCAACAUGUUCAAUAAAGGUGAAACAGUUUUGUGCAAGCACGGAAAUUUGAUAUACAAAGCGAAAGUUUUGCAAUGUUCAAAAAAUAGAGCUGGACAAGAUGUAUAUUAUGUGCAUUACGUCGAUUGGAAUAAGAAUUGGGAUGAAUGGGUCAACGGAGAUCGUAUUCUUAAAUACAAUGAAGCCAACCUUAAACGGCAAAAAGAAGCAGGCGAGCAGUACUAUGCAACAUUAACAAGCGGUACGAAAAAGAGGAAACAAAAAGGAAUGAAAAGAUCUGGUAACAUUAAUGCUUCAUCUAAAAAAGAACAUGGUGAUGUUUUCGGUGAUGACAUACCAUCUACUUCACGCGGUUGUAGCAAUGCUAAAAAUGAAAGUGGAUUGGUAAAUAGUGAAUUUGAGAAAGAUGAUCUUAAAUAUGACGCGGUUACAAAAUUAUAUGACGUUGGUAUUGAAAAAGAGGUACCAGAGUGACGAAGAGGGUUUAGAAGAGGAAAAAGAAAGAAAUGUUGAAUCGGCUUUAUCCAACACUAUACCUGAAACUGUAGAAGAUAGU
Teleopsis dalmanni is the source of this 624-nucleotide messenger RNA. RefSeq names its product nuA4 complex subunit EAF3 homolog. The transcript has 4 exons. Gene Ontology annotation, cellular component: nucleus; histone acetyltransferase complex. The record is from RefSeq and is a predicted model, not a curated record. Lineage: Eukaryota; Metazoa; Arthropoda; Insecta; Diptera; Diopsidae. Gene Ontology annotation, biological process: regulation of DNA-templated transcription; chromatin organization. The coding region runs from base 75 to 542 and encodes 155 amino acids.